AUGAAGCAACUUCAGAGCCUAAACCAGUCGCAGAGGAUAGCUCUCGCUGGCGUUCUCUCCCUCUUCUUCCCAAUCUUCUCUCCCAAUCUCUUCCGCCCUCUUGGUCGCUCGUUUCCUUCUCUCUUCUCCGAAUGGAAUGCGCCAAGGCCUAGACAUUUGCGUCUACUCGAAGGUGCUCUUGAUCGACAAAUUUCUAUCAGACAACAAGUGGAGUUAUGCUCUCCCUUGCCAGAUCAAGCUUGGAAGCCUUGCCCUGACUCUUAUAGAGGCUCUCCCUUGCCUGAGAAGUCUCAAGGGUUUCUUCAAGUGUUCCUUGACGGUGGACUUAAUCAACAAAGAAUGGGGAUAUGUGAUGCGGUUGCUGUUACUAAGAUACUUAACGUUACGCUUGUGAUUCCACGUCUUGAAGUUAAUCCUGUUUGGCAAGAUUCUAGUUCGUUUGCAGAUAUUUUCGAUGUGGAUCACUUUAUAAGUGUUCUUAAAGACGAGGUGCGGAUUGUUAGAGAGCUUCCUACACAAUACGCUUGGAGCACGCGUGAUUAUUACGCAACAGGUAUUCGAGCUACUAGGAUUAAGACUGCGCCUAAUCAAGCUUCUGCAGAGUGGUAUGUGGAGAAUGUCUUGCCUGUUAUCCAAAGUUAUGGCAUCGCUGCUGUUGCCCCGUUCUCUCACCGUUUGGGGUUUGACAAUGUUCCUGAAAGUAUACAACGGUUACGUUGUAAAGUGAACUUUGAAGCAUUGAACUUUGUUCCUAGCAUUCGUGAGCUUGGGGAUGCUCUUGUGAAUCGGCUCAGAAACCCCCCUUCCAGCUCUAAAACAUCAGGAACUAUGGAUCCAACAGAUAGAGUAAACACCAUUGUAAAAGCUGGAGCUGGAAAGUUCGUCGUGCUUCAUCUUCGCUUCGAUAAAGAUAUGGCUGCUCAUUCAGGAUGUGACUUUGGAGGUGGCAAGGCUGAGAAACUGGCACUAGCGAAAUACCGCCAAGUGAUUUGGCAAGGAAGAGUCUUAAACUCACAGUUCACAGACGAAGAGCUAAGAAACAAAGGGCGUUGUCCGUUAACACCUGAAGAGAUUGGUCUACUUCUUUCAGCUUUGGGUUUCACCAACAACACCCGUCUCUAUCUAGCUUCACACCAGGUUUACGGAGGAGAAGCAAGAAUCUCUACCCUGCGUAAACUCUUCCCGGUGUUGGAAAACAAGAAAAGCCUAGCAUCUCCGGAGGAGCUAGCUGAGGUAGAAGGGAAAGCUUCAUUGAUGGCUGCAGUGGAUUACUACGUGAGCAUGAAGAGUGAUAUCUUCAUCUCUGCGUCUCCAGGGAAUAUGCACAACGCAUUGCUUGCGCAUAGAGCGUAUUUGAACCUGAAGACAAUAAACCCAAACAUGAUACUGUUGGGACAGGUUUUGGUGAACAAGAGCUUAGGGUGGUCUGAUUUUGAAGGAGCAGUUGUGAAUGGGCACAAGAACAGGAAAGGCCAGCUUCGUUUACGGAAACAGAAACAGUCUAUUUACACUUAUCCGGCUCCUGAUUGUAUGUGCAAAGCAGCUUAA
This is a messenger RNA of Eruca vesicaria subsp. sativa (arugula), 1548 nucleotides long. The record is from the annotation of a GenBank genome assembly. Lineage: Eukaryota; Viridiplantae; Streptophyta; Magnoliopsida; Brassicales; Brassicaceae.